This is a messenger RNA of Indicator indicator, 1275 nucleotides long. RefSeq names its product carbohydrate sulfotransferase 12 (gene CHST12). NCBI's taxonomy places the organism in Eukaryota, Metazoa, Chordata, Aves, Piciformes, Indicatoridae. Gene Ontology annotation, cellular component: membrane. Gene Ontology annotation, biological process: proteoglycan biosynthetic process; carbohydrate biosynthetic process. The transcript has a single exon. The record is from RefSeq and is a predicted model, not a curated record. Gene Ontology annotation, molecular function: sulfotransferase activity. The coding region runs from base 16 to 1275 and encodes 419 amino acids.
ACAGCAGGUGUCAGGAUGACCAAAGCACGGCUCCUCCGUCUCUCUGUGGUGCUGGUCUCCAUCUUCAUGAUCCUCCUGAUCAUUGUGUACUGGGACAACGUAGGAACAGCUCACUUCUACCUGCAUACAUCCUUCUCCAGGCCUCAUUCCUCAGGAGCCAUCCCAGAUAUCACGGCAGGUGAAGGCUGGGAAACCUUGCCAGAUGUGGAUGAAUUUUUGGCAAAGCUGCUUAGUUCGAGCCUGAAACAGAAUAGCUCCGUUCCUCGAAAGACAGAGCAGCUACUCGUCCAGGGCUCCAGCAAGCCUGUGGUGAGCAAUCUGGAGGAGAACGUGCGAGGCUAUGACUGGUCAGUGCACAAUGACAAAACCAGCUUGGACCAAGAGAAACUGCAGAUCGAGAGGCAGAGGACGUUGCGAGAGUUUUGUGCCAAUUCCAGCCUCGCCUUCCCCACCAAGGAGCGCUCCUUCGAUGACAUCCCAAACUAUGAGCUCAACCACCUGAUCGUGGACGACCGCCAUGGCAUCAUCUACUGUUACGUCCCCAAGGUGGCCUGCACCAACUGGAAGCGGGUGAUGAUUGUGCUAAGCGAGAGCCUGCUGGACCAGGGGGUCCCCUACCGGAACCCUCUGGAUAUCCCCCGAGAACACGUCCACAACACCAGCACCCACCUGACCUUCAAUAAAUUCUGGCGCCGCUACGGGAAGUUCUCGCGGCACCUCAUGAAGAUCAAGCUGAAGAAGUACACAAAGUUUCUGUUCGUGCGGGACCCUUUUGUCCGCCUCAUCUCUGCCUUCCGCAGCAAGUUUGAACUGGAGAACGAGGAGUUCUACCAGCGUUUUGCCAUCCCCAUGCUGAAACUGUACUCCAACCACACCAACCUUCCCACCUCUGUGAAGGAGGCCUUCGAGGCAGGCCUCAGAGUCUCCUUUUCUGACUUCAUCCAGUACUUGCUGGAUCCCAGGACAGAGAAGAUGGUCCCCUUCAAUGAGCACUGGAGGCAGAUUUACCGCCUGUGCCACCCGUGCCAGAUAGACUAUGAUUUCAUCGGGAAGCUGGAGACGCUGGAUGAGGAUGCUGCUUAUCUACUGCAGCUCCUCAAAGUGGACAGACUGCUUCACUUCCCCCCCAGCUACCGCAACAGGACUGCCAGCAGCUGGGAAGAUAACUGGUUUGCCAAAAUCCCACUGGCUUGGAAGCAGCAGCUCUAUAAGCUUUACGAAGCAGAUUUUGUACUUUUUGGCUAUCCCAAGCCAGAAAACUUGCUUAAAGACUAA